AUGAUUCAUGAAGUCAUUAUUCCAAAUUCUCUUCUUCAAUCUUCAUUAUCUACUUGUGAAAAUGAAACUCAAUGUUUUAAUGUCGCGCAAGUUUUCUGUCAUCAUUGUCCGAAACAUUUAUGUCUUAAACAUCUUAUGGAUCAUAAUACUAUAAAUGUUACACGAGCAGAUGAAUUACUUGGUGAAAUUCAAAAUCAUACAGAAUUUCUUUCAAAUAUUAAUAUAGAAAAAUCAUUUGAAAAUGCUCGAAAUAAACUUGAUUUAUGGAAAAAUCAAAUAUUCAAUAAUAUUGAAAGUAUAUAUAAUUUCUAUUCAAAUGAAAUUCAUCGUUUAGAAAUAGAAUUAAAACAUCGUGUAAAUAAUUUUAAAAAUAGUUUUCAAUUAAAAAUGUUAUCUUUACAAACACAAUUAUUAUCAUUAAAAGAAGAUAUUGGAAUAUCUCAACAACAAUUAUCACCAAUUGAAUUGAAUUUAAAUCAACUUCAUCAAUGUCUUAAAUCAGUUAAAUGUGAUUUAUAUUUUGAUAUAAAAAAUAUUUCUUUUCAAAAUUUAAUUAAUGUAUAUAAUAUAUUUACAUACAAUCGUACAUUAUCAAGUUUGACUCAACUACAACCUUAUCGAACAAUAUCGGUUGACAAUAUAGAAAAAUUUAUUACAAGCAAGUCGAAUCAGUCUAUUUUAUGGUUAGAUACAAAAAAACAAUUACAUUAUAUUGAUGAAAAUUUUCAAGCUCAUCAAUUAACAAUACCGUAUAGAUCAUCAAUAUCUUCUAAUCAUCAAACAAGCAGAGUUAAUAUUAAUAUUAUCGAUAUAAAAUGGUGUCCAUUUGCAAAUGUAUAUUUAAUUCUUUUUCCACAAUAUCUACUUUCAUUCGAUGACAAAACAAACAAAUUCACAUCUAUUUCUAUUACUCGAUACAAAGAUUAUCCUUUUCAUUGUAUAUCGUGUUUAAAUGAUACAUCGAUUUAUAUCUCAUAUUGUACAUCUGGUAUGUAUAUUGAAUUAUGGAAAUAUUCUUGUACUAAUAGUAAUGAUAUUCAUAUGGAUGAAUGUAUUAAACAUUGGACUUGUUUAAGUAACGAUAAAACUGAAUGGAUAUCUCAUAUGAACACAAAUUCAAGUUUACAAAUAGGUUUACUUAUCCAUAGAGGAUCAUCAAUUUAUCGACGUUUUGAAUUACGUGAUGAACAUUUAAAUUUCUUAAAAAAAAUUCAAUUAGAUAAUGAUUAUAUUGAUGCAUUCUUUCCAUUUCAAUCAAACUAUUGGUUUAUAAAAAGUUUAUCUAAUAAAUAUUUUAUUUACUCAACAGAUACAAAUAUAUGUAAUUUAUCAACAUUUGAUUUUCCUUUUGGAUUGCAACAAUUCGGAGUUAAUUCAGUUGUUAUUAGUAAUGAUAAAGAAGAAUUAAUGAUAUGUGAUAUUUAA
Molecule: messenger RNA, 1425 nt
Organism: Adineta steineri
Lineage: Eukaryota; Metazoa; Rotifera; Eurotatoria; Adinetida; Adinetidae
Source: the annotation of a GenBank genome assembly